AAUCGGAUUGAUGCUCGCGUUGACAGUCUCGCCUCCACAGAGCCAGGUCAGAAUCGAGGAGACCGAAGCUCGUUAGAACCAGGCGAAUUCGCGGAUGAUCUGUCACUCUUUGACUACUCGCGAUCAGGAACUCUAGAACCGGGCGAGGUUGGGAGAGGUCCACGUCUUCCCAAGAAGGUGCCGACAAGCCUCCAGGACAGGAAGAGGGACGUCCUGACUUACUUCAAAUAUGUUGGGCGCGCUGUCCAGUGCCAGAUUGAGCUCAAGAAAGCCGAAGAAGAUAAAGUUCGAUGGAAGCGUACGCAAGCCUCAUCACAGUACCAGCAUGUCGGACGCGCCGGACGCAACAUACUCGAUGCCAAGCGAGUAGAGCUCGACGACAAAAUCCAUCUCCUACAAAAAAAGUACUCGGACUAUGUGAGAGCCCUCAGCGAGCUUCAUCCAUUAGAUGAAUAUGUCUCAGGGUAUGACCCGGACGCACGGUCUCAAUCUGCGGUGGAGUACGUUACAAUGAUCCAGAAAUGGAUUGCUGAGACACAACCUCGACUCGAGGCCAUCAUAGCUCAAGAAGAGGAGGAGCAGAUCAAAAGACGAGAUCGUCCUGUAGGCGAACCCGAAUUUGUUCCCCCUUCUCUUGCGUCUCUUUUCAGCCAAUUGCGAGUCGCGGAUACGAAGCUCGACGACAUGGAAGAGAGGUUUCAUCACCAGGCCUCGAUCGCUUUCGACACCGCAAUCGAAAACAAACUGGAGGCGAAGCGCGAGGAACUCGUGACCUCAAGCGUGGCUGCCCUAGCUGAAGUCCGUGACCAGACGUUCAUUCAACCGCUGAAAAAACUUCAUCAAGACAGCCAACAGCAUGGCGAGGGGAUAGAGAAACUAUCCGACGUGGUGGCGUCGCAGAUACUGGCGACGAAGGGGGUCAACGAAGGACAUGCACAGCUACUAGCUCAAAAUACCCGGCUCAGGGCAGACGUGGAAGAGGUGACAGCCAUAGCCUCGGACAACGAUACGAAGCUUUCGACACUAUUGGCCCAGAUGGAACAAAUGCAACAGCAGCUCGACCAGCUCGACGCGAGCUCGCAAUCUCGAUUGCAGGACAUCGUAUUAGGAGUCCAGCCUCGGCUCCAAGAAUAUAUGGACCAGACCAUCCAUCCAGUUCUUGAGCGCGUUGACCAGAAUUACGUUCGACAGAUCGGGGCCCAUCGUGCGGAUAUCUUCAAAGACGUAUGGCCACACUUCCAAUCGGUGGCUGCCUUGACGGAGCGAGCUUCCGGAUGGUUUGACAAUGAAUUGAGAGAAAAGGAUCUGGCUGCAUCGUCGUGAAAGAUCUGUAUCUCCCAUUUAUGCCGAUUUACAAGCUACAGUGUUGAAUUUGUUGUAUGCUAAUUACAUGAAGAGGAAUAUCAUCUGCUGCGCGCAAGCCUU
Molecule: messenger RNA, 1425 nt
Organism: Heterobasidion irregulare TC 32-1
Lineage: Eukaryota; Fungi; Basidiomycota; Agaricomycetes; Russulales; Bondarzewiaceae
Exons: 4
Coding region: 511-1323 (270 amino acids)
Source: RefSeq, a predicted model, not a curated record